AUGACUGUUAAUCUCCAGAGAACCCAACUCUGUCCUCAGUCUUCACUUCUGGGCCAGUUUAAGUGUAUUUCUAGAAUUAAACACUACCUCCAGCAGAUCCCACUUCUGCUGGGGGCAAUAUUCAAGGUGUAUCUGUUAGUCUAUGCGUCCGAAAACCGUCCCAUCUGUCACUUGAGUACAGAGUUCGUCCACCUAGACCCUUUUGCUAACUCAGAAGGAGGUAACACAAGGACCACAACAACCUAUAAAACACCCAUCAUAAUACCAAAUAUCAAAACAAACCAACACUCGAUAUCCUCCCUCGUACAACACGUCUCCAACAAGUAG
This is a messenger RNA of Ceutorhynchus assimilis (cabbage seed weevil), 327 nucleotides long. NCBI's taxonomy places the organism in Eukaryota, Metazoa, Arthropoda, Insecta, Coleoptera, Curculionidae. The record is from the annotation of a GenBank genome assembly.